CCAAACUUGAAUAUAAAAGUCGGCUCUACGUGGGAUUACCCUCUCGGUUUCGAUCUAACAACAAGCAAUGUUGAAGUGAGCAAGAAGUUUUAUAGCGUCGACCUAUUUAACACGGAGGCAUCUGAUAUUGCAGCCCUAAUCAACAAAGGCCACUCAAUUGUCUGCUACUUUAGCGCUGGUAGCUAUGAAAGUGGUCGGCCAGACUCGAGCAAAAUACCACCCUCGGCCAUUGGCAGUAAAAUGGACGGAUGGCCUGAGAAAUGGCUCGACACUCGGAACAAGGGAGUUCGCAGUGUCAUGGCAGCUAGGAUACAGACAGCUAAGGACAAAGGAUGCCAAGGUGUAGAUCCCGACAAUAUUGAUGGAUUCAACAAUGAAACCGGCUUCAAUCUUACGCAGGCUGACAGCGUCGACUUUCUCAAAUUUUUGGCUGGAAAGGCUCAUGAUGCCGGCUUAGGCUUUGGCCUAAAGAAUGGUCCCACGAUGGUCGACGAAGUUGUUGACAUUGCUGAGUGGGCAAUCAAUGAAUCCUGCAUAGAAUAUGACGAAUGCGACUCUUUUCAACCUUUUAUCGAUUCUGGUAAACCCGUGUUUCACGUCGAGUAUACUGAUAGCGACAGCCCAUCUGAUACUUGGAAAGAAAAAGCAUGUGGUGUCAAAGGGUUCUCAAAUAUCAUCAAACAUGAAGAUCUGGAGGACUGGAACAUGAGUUGCUAG
Molecule: messenger RNA, 717 nt
Organism: Talaromyces proteolyticus
Lineage: Eukaryota; Fungi; Ascomycota; Eurotiomycetes; Eurotiales; Trichocomaceae
Product: glycoside hydrolase family 114 protein
Exons: 1
Source: RefSeq, a predicted model, not a curated record